Branchiostoma floridae (Florida lancelet) is the source of this 2336-nucleotide messenger RNA. RefSeq names its product beta-1,3-galactosyltransferase 1-like. Gene Ontology annotation, molecular function: hexosyltransferase activity. Gene Ontology annotation, cellular component: membrane. Bases 151 to 1599 code for a protein of 482 amino acids. The record is from RefSeq and is a predicted model, not a curated record. Lineage: Eukaryota; Metazoa; Chordata; Leptocardii; Amphioxiformes; Branchiostomatidae. The transcript has 2 exons.
CUUGGACAAGUGGAUGUCAGACUACUACAUGUAGGUCGCAGACGCAGAACACGGGCGCGGCUGAUUCCAGCUUACAAGUUGGCUGUCAUUUUCUUCACUUCGUCUUUUCCGUCUGCUUCGACUCCUUGGCGCCACUAAGAGAGAGAGGAGAUGGGAGUAAACCUUAAGAUGGGGAACCUCCGGUCCGGGUUUAACGCCGUCCUGCUCUUCAGUCUGAUGAUCGCCUGUCUCCACCUCCUCACGCUGCGACAGCGCAUGCACCAACUGGAGAGGAAGAUGACGUCAGUUAGGCGCGGACAUGACGUAGUACGCAGGAGCCUCGCGUCACGAGAGGAACCGGAAAUCGAGCCGGCUGAGGACGUCCCAGCAGUCGAGGGUCUUGAAGAACAUUUCGUCGCCAAGAACUUUGAAAAACACAGUGAAGAUAUUACAAAGGAAGAAAACUUAGCUGGCAAUGCACUGAGUAAUCCACAAAAUCCUGAAGAGCGUUUCGUUGACAAUAAUCUUAACAAGUCACCAAAUCUUGAAGAGCGUCUCUCGGAUAAGACCUUAAGAGAACCACAAUAUCUUUCAGAGCGUCUCGCGGAAAAGACAUUGAGUGAAUCACAAGAUCUACACAACGUUUCCUUGGUGAAAAUGGACGUGGAAAAGAAUACAACACUCGCUCCAAAGACGACAACAACUACUAAAGCACUUUCUAAAGCCGUAACAACUACAACAACAGCCGUCCAGAGACCCAUAGCUUCGACUCCAUCCAUGCAAGCGACAUUCCAAACAACCGGGCCCAAAAUCAAUCCCCACAACUUCAACUUCAUCAUCAACAACCCUGACAAGUGUGGGGAUGGAGACGUUCUUCUACUUAUCCUCGUCACCACGACCCCCCAGGGGCAGGUACAACGGGAAACCAUCCGUAAAACCUGGGGCAACGAGUCCAACAUCCCCGGCGUCAUCUUUAAAACGGUAUUCGCCAUCGGACACACGGACGACGCGGCCGCGCAAGCCGCUCUUGUGGAGGAAAACGACAAGUUCAAGGACAUCAUACAGGAAGAUUUUGUCGACUCGUACCACAACUUGACCUUGAAGACGGUGAUGUGUUGGAAGUGGGCUUUCCAGUACUGUCCCCAGGCUCGCUUCAUCAUGAAGGCCGAUGACGACACCUUCGUCAACAUCUUCAGCAUAGCGCGGCAUCUGAUUGGUCUACACAAGGCACACGUCAGACGCCACGUGACUGGGUGGGUGUACGUGGACACCAAGCCUAUCCGCGAUCCCAUGAGCCAAUGGAACAAGUGGUACGUCAAGUACGAGGACUACCCACGUGACUCCUAUCCCAAGUAUCCUUGCGGCUUUGCUUACGUCAUCUCCAAUGACUUCACCAAGGUUCUGUACGAGACUUCUGAGACGAUCAAGUAUCUUUUCUUAGAGGACGCGUUUCUUGGACUUUGUAUGGAGAAACUUGGUGUUGAGCCUGUGCAUCACGGGGGGUUCGUACCCUGGUAUACCCACAUAGACUCCUGUCAGUUCGACUGGCUCAUGGCGUCGCACUGGGUGAAGGCUUAUGAAUACAUGUGGUACUUAUGGAACACGCUCACGAGCUGCUGAAACUUGAUAUCGUCUGUGAACAUGUAACAUGAGAAAGUCGUUCGGUAGGAAAAGGGCUGGUUCCAGAUGCGCAGGCGUAGCGAAAUGCAUUAUUGGGUAAUAUGUCAAAGGUAAAAGCCAUUUACUUUUUAGACCAUGGUUUACACCAAGGCGAUUAUACAUGCCCAGAAGCGUUUUAUUUAUGUAUCAGAGGCCUUCAGGUUUAGCAUAGAAUUACCCACUGUACGUGUCGUUGAACAUGUGCAUCUGAAUCUAUGAACUUCCUUACACGCGAAACUUCAUAUGAUUUUAGAGUCCCGUGGAAGGUGAAAGUGUAACGUUUGGAGUCUGUUGUAUCAAAUAGCUAGAAAUUGGACAGUCCUGUGUUUAAGCAUAAUCUUUCAACGUUAUACGUUUUCUAAAUGCGCCAGUGUGCUUGUAACUUUACAUAACGUUGUGAUGCAAUGUGAUGAUGUAAUAGAAAUUGUGUCAAUCCGCUGAAAUACACCAACGGUUCAUUUGGACCGGUAGCGCAUUCGAGAUCACGUAAAUACAGUCAAGAUGAUGCCCCGUUCUCCCAUCCAGAUAUAUCUUCGUACGCACCAUUAUUCUACACAACAGUGAAAACCCAUAAAAUGUGAUACAUAACUGAAACAUAUGGACUCAAGGCAUGUAAGUGAAAAUUUGAUAGAUUAUGUUGUUGACAUUUAUCAACUUUGUGGAUGUAAAUAAACAGGGUAUUAAAAAGUAUAAUUGUU